This is a messenger RNA of Austrofundulus limnaeus, 1996 nucleotides long. RefSeq names its product probable E3 ubiquitin-protein ligase MID2. The record is from RefSeq and is a predicted model, not a curated record. Lineage: Eukaryota; Metazoa; Chordata; Actinopteri; Cyprinodontiformes; Rivulidae. The coding region runs from base 447 to 1595 and encodes 382 amino acids. The transcript is spliced from 5 exons.
AGUCGGGCAGCGCAGCACACCAGAAGAAUUUCUUCAUAUCAAUUCAGAUGCAUUUUUCCUAUCUUUUUUUGUGACAAUGCGCUUCAGCUUUGGCCAAGAGGAGGCAUUUCUUUUCCACAAUGGGGAUGUCUUUCUACUCUUUGUGGAUUUCUAGGAAGAAGAUUUAAUCAGGAUAAGACCUGUGUCUCUCCAUUGGUAGGAUUGUUAAUGGUGCCUGCACGGGGGCUAAGACCUAUUUUACUGAAGACUUUAGCUGGAUUUGUGCAGUCAGGUUUCAUUUCUAUGGGUGGAGUAAAUGAAACUAGUUUGGCUGCAUAUCACUGGAACAAUUUUAUUAUUUUAAGCUAAUUUAAAUCUGGGGGGAGGGGGAGGGAUAACACAACAAAAGAACCUCUGUCUAAAAAUGAGAGACUUGUGGGACAGAAGAUGAGACAAGACAAGGAGGAAUGGAUUGCUUGCAGCAGUGCAGUCAGUGCCCAGCCUGUAAGAAAGAAUACAACGUUGCCCUGAUUUUACCGUGCUCUCAUAGCUUGUGUGCUCGCUGUGUGGCAGCUGGAGAGGGAGCCGUGCCACGCCGCCCUGGCAGCCACAGUCUGCUGCAGCCUGUCUGCUCUGUGCUGUGCCCCUGCUGUCGGUAUCAUGUCGAGCUGCCGUGUUGGACCUGGUCGUCUGCCACUUCCUGUCUGCCCAAACAUCCCACCCUGAACUUUCCAUGUGACAGCACUCACACAGACAACAAAUCACCGGAGGAAAAUGACUGUGAUAAACCAGCACCAACCCAUGUAAUUAUAGAUGGUGCUGUGGAUCUAGAUGAGGAGGAUAUGAAGCAGUCUGUCUAUGGACUGUGUUUUGCACUGGAUCCUUCAUCUGUCCCACCAUCCCUCCAUCUCUCUAACUCCUGCUGUACUGUCAGCUACUGUGGAGGUAGUCUUCCUGCUCUGCAUCUUCAAAACCAGACCAGAGUUAACUCAGACUGUGUGUCCCUCCCUCAUGUGUGUGCUGAUGUUGUGAUUACUCGGGGACAAUACUACUGGGAGGUGGAUGUCUGUAACAGCUCCGUCUACAGAGUUGGUGUGAUGUCGUUGGAUGGUAGCGGCUGGUGGCUAGAGACAAACGGCUUGUCCUUCAGUGCAGUGUAUGAUGGGAGUUGUGAGACAGUUUGCACUGUCCCACCAAAGAUCAAAACUCUGGGGAUUUUCCUCAAUGUUGGAGGGGGCACCAUUAGCUUUUACAACCCUCUGACCCAGGAGCAUCUUGCCUCUCUGCCCACCAGGUUUAGCCCUGCAGGUGUGCUCCCGUUCCUCAGCCUCGGUCAGGGCAAGCUGAGGCUGCGCUGUGGCCUCCCCCCACCAUCUUUUGUGUUUCUAGGUAAGUCUUCGGCCUACAGAGGGCGCUGUAAGCCCAGUGGAGCUCAGUGGCGCAGUGAUGUUUCCUUCCCAUUAGUGAGAAGAGUGAUAGAGAAAUUUGAGAGGCUGGCAUCCAAUUCAGAUUCAGACCCGGUGUCCAGUUUUGCAUCUUCCAGUUGCAGUUUGAUGUCUCCUCCAGGGGGUCAGACGUGUGACCCCCUCCCUCCAGAGAAGAAGAAAAAAAAUUAAACUUGGUUUGGAAAAAAAAAUAACUUCUAAGACUGUCCACACAUGAACUUGUUUCCUUUUUAGCGACUUUUUUUUGACAUUUCUUAAACUAUUAUCAGAAAUACAACAUUUUCUCUGUACUUUUUAUAACUGUUCACUGUGUAAAACCAAACAGCCUAUUUAUUCUUCAAAAGAACUGCGUAAAUCCAACUUUUAUAAAAAAAAAAAUGCACCAUACAAAAUGUCACAGAGAAGUGUCAUACGUUGAAGACAACAUAGAAUAUGAUCCAGACUAAUAAUCUAGUAAUCUUUCAUCUGGAGAUACGAGAACAACUUCAUCGCAGGUAUGGAGGACCGAAACUGACAUCAUUAAAUUUAAAAGCAAAAAUAUACAAAUAGACCAAUAAAAAUACAUUUGAAAU